AUGGACACCUGGGAAUCGAGCAACCGCUUUGCAAUCCUCCAGCGAGACGCUACGGACCCUCCCCCUCCGCCAGCGCCUGCAGUGCGUUCCUACGCCGCUGCAGCAGCCGCAGCUCGUCCAGAUGCGCCUCCCGAACCGCCAGCAGCGCCCCGCCCUUCCGCUCCCCCGAAACCCGCGCCCCGCACCUCCCUCAUCGCCGGUACCGCAGACCUCCCCGCGACGCACUUCCUCCGCGCCCUCCCCGAACACCGUAUCCUCCCCUGCGUGCGCAAGAUGCUGGUCAGCUCGUCCCUCGACCCCUCGACCCUCGUCUACGCCCGUCGCAUGGAGAGAGGCGACGUACAACUCGUCACGCGAGGACCCUCGGCUGCCGACCUCCUCCGCCGCGCCCUCUCCGCCUACUCGGCCGAGAUCUUGGUGAAGAUGCCGGUCGAGGCAACGUUGUUGGUGCUGCACUGGGUGCCGGUCGAUGCGGACGAGGUGGAGGUGAGAGAGAAGGUGGAGGAGUGGUUCGGCGAGGGAAAGGUCGCCGGAGCCAGGUGGCUGUCGCGGCGGGCGGACAAGUCGUAUGGAUCGUGGUUGGUCGAGCUGUGCAACGCGGAGGACGUCAGCGUGAUCCUGCGCAAGGCAGUCCGCCAACUCAGACCCGGAGUGUGGGUGGAGCUGGAGAGGGCCAAGUCGGUGGCGGAGAGGAGAGCGGAAGCGAGCAAGCAGGCAAAUAGGGCGAACGCACCUCUCGGUCCCGGUACCCGCACAUCCACCCCGGUCCACAACUCCGCCGCUCCCUUCCCCUCGCCCGUUCCGACUAUCCCGGCUCCGCCUCGCACGCCACCCCGCUCGACUGGGUACGCGACAAUGAUCUCCGGGUUCCUCGGCACGGCGGCGAGCGCAGGCAAGCCGAACAACUCGUCGCGGAUGAUGGUCGACGAGUCCUCAGCCGACGGCCCUUCUCGCUUCCUCGAGACGCCGUCCAGGGCAUCCCUGAUCCCGCUCCCUCGUUCGCCGACCCCGACAGUCGACGACCUGCGACCCGAGCCAGUGGCGGACUGGUCGAUGGAUGUGGAAGAAGAAGGGGGCGGAAGGGAGGCGAGAGGCGAGUCGGAGGGGGAGGAGGACAUGUCGACGGAGACGGAUGGAGCGGCGGGAGGCGUGAGCGAGAAGGACGGGAGGAAGACGGAAGAGAAGAGGAGUGAGGCGAAGAAAGGGGAGGGCGAGGAAGCGCCGAAGGGGAGGGAGUCGAGGAGGUUGGCGCUGAGGGAGAAGAACCUGCCGCAGACCGAAGGAGCUCGUCGUCUCGUCAUCCGAGGACGAGCUGCUACUCCGCCCCAACCCGCCGCUGCCGCCUUCGCAAGUGAGGAGGUCAACGAAGACGAGCCUCCGUUUAUGAGCGAGCUCGUCAUCGUCACGUACAACAUCCACCGUAGUCCAGACAUCUGGACACAACUCGUCAACUCGCCUGCACUUUGGCGAGUCGACGUGCUCCUCCUUCAAGAAGUGCCCAAGUCCCUCCAUCCCUUGCCGCGCGGCUGGUCGCUCGUCCUCCCCCCGCCCGUCACAUACACGACAAACGAGCCAACGCACCCGCGAUCCGCUGCGCUCGUCUCCCCGCGUUUCCCGCCCUCCGCCUUCUCGCAACUUCCGGUCAUGUGGAGGGACGUUGUCGGCGUCGACCUGCGAGUCAACGAGCGCGAGUCAGUACGGAUUAUCGGCGUGUACAACCCGUGCGCAGGCGGUCGCUCCCCUCCGAACCGCUCUGUCCGAGACGUCCUCCCCGCUAUCCUCGCCUCAUUGCCGGCGCAGAACACCCUCAUUAUCGCCGGCGAUUUCAACCUCCACCAACCCUCCUGGGACUCGUCCGUACUGGAAGCCGACGACGACGCUGAGGAGGCGCGACUCACCUUUGAGGAUGCGGGACUCGUCCAUUUGCACGAGGCGGAAGAGGCGACAUGGGCGUCAUCGAGGUCGAGUCGAGUCCUUGAUCUGGUGCUCGGGAAUCUGCGAGCGGAGGAGAAGCUGGUCAGCUCGAUGAUCGACGAGGCUCUCGAGUACGGGUCGGACCACCGCCCGAUACGCACCGUCCUCGCCUUCGAGCAAACCGAUCGCUCACCGGCAUACCCUCGUCGGCUCUUCCGUAAAGCCGACCCAGCAGCCAUCCUCCGCACGUAUGCCAGGCUCGCCACCUCGUCCACAGCACCCGACGAUUUCCUCACACCUACCGACAUCGACGCCGAAGCGGAGACGCUCGACCUGCUGCUCCGCGAGACCGUGUCGUCCGCCGUCCCGCUCGCCAAGCCGUCACAUUCACGCUUCGCACAUUGCUGGUGGAGUGCCGAAGUCGCUGGAGCCGCGGACGACGCGAGACGAGCGACGACUCGGGCGUAUCGGACGAAGGCGAGAGUCGGAGAGGGAGAAGAGGCGGAUACGGCAACGCGAGCGGCGAAGGUGGCGACGAAUAAGGCGAAGGCUUUAAUCAGGCGAGAGAAGAGGAGGGCGGAGAGGGCGGAAGUUGAGGAGGUCAACGAGGCGUCUUUGUGGAAGGUCGUGAAGAGGGUACUGGGGGAAGGAGGAUCAGCAGCCGCGUCGACGCCGCCACUCAAGAAGGACGACGGGACGUACGCAACAUCGCCCACCGACAAGCUUGCGCUCCUCCAGCCCGUCCUCUUGCCCGUCGUCGAGCCGCAAGUCGCCGAGCAGGAACCUAUGGACAAGGGGAUUGGGCGGACCGUCAGCGGGGUACAAGUAGGUCACCAGUUUGUUGUCCUACCCGCUACGAGUCCAACAGACGACCGCCACGCGAGUGAGCACAAACGCACCUCCGCAGAACCGCCCGCAAGCCGCUCCUACCAAGCAGACCCAGACGACGCCGAUGACGCCAGCGCGGUCGAACGCGAAUGGCCGGACCUGCAGGAGCACGAAGUCGAGUCAGCUCUCCGCCUCGCACGCCCGUUUGCCGCUUCCGGCCCCGACGGAGUCCCCAACUUCGGUCUCCAAGCCGUCUGGCCCGCCCUCAAAGCCCGUCUCGUUCUGCUCCUCACCGCCUCGCUCCGCCUUGGUCACCUCCCAACGAGCUGGCGCGAUGCGACCGGCGUUGUCUUGAAGAAACCGAAGAAGGACGACUACUCCCUCACCAAGUCGUACCGGCUCAUCUGCUUCGAGCGCUGCAUCAGCAAGCUGCUCGAGUCGAUUGUAGCGAGGCGUAUCACGCACCUCGCAGACUCGCUCAAGCUCCUCCCGCGGAACCAUUUCGGCGCUCGACCUGGUCGAUCUGCCGAAGACGCGGUUGUCUGCUUCGUGGACGAGAUCAGGCGUCAGUGGCGGAACGGAAACGUUGUACUCGGCAUCGCGCUCGACGUCGCCAAGGCGUUCCCGUCGGUCCGGACCAAGGUCCUGGUUCGGGACAUGGCGGAGAAGGGCUUACCGCGCUCGCUCCUCCGCUGGGUCGAGUCGUUCAUGACAAGCCGGACGUGCACGCUGCGAUUGGAAGGAGUCAGCAGCGAGCCAGUCGAGUGGAGGAGCGGACUACCGCAAGGCUCACCUCUCAGCCCAAUUCUGUUCCUCCUCUACAACUCCGGUGCGCUCGACGCCUGCGAGACGCCCACCUCGACAGCAUUUGGCUGGGUGGACGACUUGAACGUCCUGACCUGGGGAAGGAACGUUGAGGAGGCGGUCAGCGCAGCUCAGCGGAUCGUCCCCGGCCUCGAGACAUGGUCGGCGACGCACCACAGCUUGUUCGAGCCCUCCAAUACCCUCGUCACUCGCUUCUUGACCGCGCGAGACCGGUCGCCCGACGACCCGAAGGUCGUGCUGUGCGGCGAGGAACUCGAGUACUCGUCAGCGCUCGGAAUGCUCGGUGUGACAAUCGAUGAGCGGCUCACCUUCAAGCAGCACAUCGCGUCGUGCGCUGCAAAAGCGUCGAGGGCGAUGGUCGGAGUUGGGUUGCUGGCGAAGAGCCGGGGCGGGCUGAAGGCGAAGUAUGUGAGGCGGCUUGUCGAAGCGGUGGUGCUGCCGCGGUUGACGUGGUGCGCGGCUGCGUGGUACAAGCCGGGAACGAUCGGCAGUAAGGUGCUAGAGCAGGUACAGGAGGCUGCUGCACGCUUCGUCACGGGCGGGUACCGGACGACCUCCCUCGCCGCGCUGGAAGUCGAGGCGAACCUCCUCCCGCUCGACCUCCGCCUGACCCACCAAGUUCUCCGGCUCGCCCUACGCCUCGCCUCAAGUCCCUCAGACUCAGCGCUCCAUGCCCGGUUCCGGCUCGCCCGACCCGCCAUGCCCGCCAAACACCCGUCCCCGAUCCACCUCGCCCUCCACUCCUUCCCGGCUCUCCUUCAGCCCCGCACCCGAGUCGAACCCAUCGCCUACUCACCUCUCGCGCCAUGGGCGAGCCCGCCGCGCUGCCGGCUCGUCGUCGACGUGUCGAAAGAGGCGUCGGUCAAGUCGCACGGGCGGGAAGUCCUCGCGCUCGAUGCCGCGGGAGGCCUGGCCGCGUAUUCGGACGGCUCGCUGCUGGAGAGUCGAGCUGGCGCGUCGGCAGUCGUGCGUUUCGGCGCAGGAGAGGAGGGGCUGUGGGGGAAGAAGGCAAGGGCGAUGGGUCAGUACCAGUCGGUGUACGCAGCGGAACUGGAGGGCGCACGCCUGGCGCUCGACGGCCUCCAGCAGUCCCUCAGCAGCAUCCCAGCAUCCUCAGCCACCCUCUUCAUCGACAACCACCGGACAGUCCGCUCGACUCGCCCUCCGCGCGAUCACCCAGCAGCCCAACUCACCCUGCAGUGGCUUGCCGGCCAUCUCGAGGUGCCGGGAAAUGAGCUGGCGGACGAAGAAGCGAAGCGGGCGGCGGGAGUUGGAGAUGACGAGGUGGGGAAGUCAAAGGGAGGGCUUGCGGGCGGGCGCGGCGGGCGCAGGGGCGGUCUGAAGGUGUUCAGGCCGCACAGCAGCAGCAGCAGCUCGUCGUCAGCGGACGAGAGCGGGUGGGAGGAGGACGAGGAGGAGCGGGCGACUUGCCUCGAGCGCGAAGUCGCUCGCCUCGGUCGACUCGACUCCUCAACGCUUGCGGGCCCCGAUGGGCUCGUCAAAGGAGGCAUUCUGCUGCCGAAAUCGCUCUCGUUGCUCAAGCAGGCUCACCGCGCCGUCCUGCUCGCGGAAUGGACUCGUCGUUGGACACUCUCCUCAUCGCCAGGCGCCGGUCUUCGCGCUGUCGACGCUCGUUCACCCGGACCACCCUUCGUCCGUGCCCUACACUCCCUCGACAGAGUUCACACCAUCCUCCUCGCACGGCUCCGGCUGGACUUCAACGACUUGGGUUCAUCGAAGGCGAGGAUGGGCCUUGGGACGGGACUCUGCGAGUGCGGCGAGGCGGUGGAGACCCGCCAGCACUACAUCCUCGAGUGCUCGCUCUACACGGACGAGCGCCAGCAGCUCCGGCACGAAAUCGGCUCGUUGAACCUCAAAAUGGACAAGAUCUUUUCUCCUCGCUUCUUCCGGCCUUUGCUUCGUUUUAUCCUCGCUUCCUAUCGCUUCUCACAGCUGUACGCUCCUCUCCCUUCUGUAGCCGCUGAGGCGUCUGGCGGCUCGCCCUCGUAG
Rhodotorula toruloides NP11 is the source of this 5577-nucleotide messenger RNA. RefSeq names its product reverse transcriptase. The coding region runs from base 1 to 5577 and encodes 1858 amino acids. The transcript has 3 exons. NCBI's taxonomy places the organism in Eukaryota, Fungi, Basidiomycota, Microbotryomycetes, Sporidiobolales, Sporidiobolaceae. The record is from RefSeq and is a predicted model, not a curated record. Gene Ontology annotation, molecular function: catalytic activity; nucleic acid binding.